Messenger RNA from Fulmarus glacialis (Northern fulmar), 774 nucleotides. RefSeq names its product cAMP-specific 3',5'-cyclic phosphodiesterase 4D-like. Bases 1 to 774 code for a protein of 257 amino acids. Lineage: Eukaryota; Metazoa; Chordata; Aves; Procellariiformes; Procellariidae. The record is from RefSeq and is a predicted model, not a curated record. The transcript has 6 exons.
AUGGGGCCUGAGGAAGGAAACAAUGAAACAUUGUGUUUCCUCAGUUUCGAUGUAGACAAUGGUACAUCAUCGGGACGAAGUCCCUUGGACCCCAUGACGAGCCCUGGAUCAGGGCUAAUUCUUCAGGCAAAUUUUGUCCACAGUCAACGUAGGGAGUCUUUCCUUUACCGGUCAGACAGUGACUAUGAUCUUUCUCCAAAGUCCAUGUCCAGGAACUCCUCCAUUGCCAGUGAUAUACACGGAGAUGACUUGAUUGUGACACCAUUUGCUCAGGUGCUGGCCAGCCUGCGUACUGUACGGAAUAACUUUGCUGCAUUAACCAAUUUACAAGAUCGGGCACCCAGCAAACGAUCACCAAUGUGUAACCAACCAUCUAUUAACAAAGCAACUAUAACAGGAACUUACAUCGGUGAUGUCACGGAGAGGUUACCAAGCCUGGUAAAGCCUGCGGACUAUCACCCGUUCCUACUCUUCCAAGUAGGACAGAAUGAUGCUGCAAUGAGGCCACUCAGAAACAUCAAAAGGGACUUUAUGUCCCUUGGAACAAUGUUAAAGAGAUUGGGAGCACAGGUGGUGUUCUCCUCUAUGCUCCCAGUUGGAGAAGCGGGUUCAAGAAAAAGGAGACGAAUUGAACAGGUGAAUGGCUGGCUGCGUAGCUGCCAUGCUCAAGGUCUCAGCUUCUACGAUCUUGGGCAUACCUUUGAGAAACCGGGCCUGUCGACAGCUGCCGGGGCUCAGCUGACCAAGUGUGAGCAAGACUGUCCGGGGCAAUAA